Messenger RNA from Arvicanthis niloticus (Nile rat), 8367 nucleotides. It is a transcript of the gene Itpr2, whose product is annotated as inositol 1,4,5-trisphosphate receptor type 2. The record is from RefSeq and is a predicted model, not a curated record. Gene Ontology annotation, molecular function: inositol 1,4,5 trisphosphate binding; inositol 1,4,5-trisphosphate-gated calcium channel activity. Gene Ontology annotation, biological process: calcium ion transmembrane transport. Gene Ontology annotation, cellular component: membrane; endoplasmic reticulum. Lineage: Eukaryota; Metazoa; Chordata; Mammalia; Rodentia; Muridae.
ACCCUUGCGUGCAGCGGAGACAGCGGGGACAGCCACAGGAGCGUGAAACAGCAUGUCUGACAAAAUGUCCAGCUUCCUCUACAUUGGGGACAUCGUGUCCCUGUACGCGGAGGGCUCGGUCAAUGGCUUCAUCAGCACCCUGGGGUUGGUGGAUGACCGUUGUGUGGUGCACCCAGAGGCGGGGGACCUUGCCAACCCACCCAAGAAGUUCAGAGACUGCCUUUUCAAGGUGUGCCCUAUGAAUCGAUACUCUGCCCAGAAGCAAUACUGGAAAGCCAAGCAGGCGAAGCAGGGAAACCAUACUGAGGCCGCCUUGCUGAAGAAGCUCCAGCACGCUGCAGAGCUGGAGCAAAAACAGAAUGAGUCAGAGAACAGGAAACUUUUGGGAGAAAUCGUGAAAUACAGCAACGUUAUACAACUACUACAUAUAAAAAGCAACAAGUACCUGACCGUGAACAAGAGGUUGCCUGCUUUACUGGAGAAGAACGCCAUGCGUGUGUCGCUGGAUGCUGCAGGGAACGAAGGGUCCUGGUUCUACAUCCAUCCCUUCUGGAAGCUGAGAAGCGAGGGUGACAAUAUCGUCGUAGGAGAUAAAGUCGUUCUGAUGCCUGUGAAUGCCGGGCAGCCUCUGCAUGCCAGCAACGUGGAGCUCUUGGACAACCCGGGCUGCAAAGAGGUGAAUGCUGUUAAUUGUAACACUAGCUGGAAAAUCACUUUAUUCAUGAAAUUCAGUUCCUAUCGAGAGGAUGUAUUAAAAGGGGGUGACGUUGUGAGACUGUUUCAUGCAGAACAAGAGAAGUUUCUGACUUGUGACGACUAUGAGAAAAAACAGCACAUUUUUCUUCGGACGACCUUGCGUCAAUCAGCAACUUCGGCCACCAGUUCUAAAGCACUCUGGGAAAUAGAGGUGGUUCACCAUGAUCCAUGCCGUGGAGGUGCAGGACAGUGGAACAGCCUGUUCAGGUUUAAGCAUCUUGCAACUGGGAACUACUUAGCCGCAGAGCUUAAUCCUGACUAUCGAGAUGCUCAAAAUGAAGGAAAGAAUGCGAGAGACGGGGAGCUUCCAACGUCAAAGAAAAAGCGCCAGUCAGGGGAGAAGAUCAUGUACACCUUGGUCUCAGUCCCACAUGGAAAUGACAUCGCAUCCCUUUUUGAACUUGAUGCCACAACUUUGCAGAGAGCUGACUGCCUGGUGCCGAGGAACUCCUAUGUGCGGUUACGGCACUUGUGCACCAACACGUGGGUAACAAGCACCAGCAUCCCCAUAGACACAGAGGAAGAGAGGCCAGUCAUGUUGAAAAUUGGGACCUGCCAGACCAAGGAAGACAAAGAAGCCUUUGCCAUCGUGUGCGUCCCGCUGUCUGAGGUCCGAGACUUGGACUUUGCCAACGAUGCCAACAAAGUGCUGGCCACCACGGUGAAGAAGCUGGAGAACGGCAGCAUCACUCAGAAUGAGAGGAGGUUUGUGACAAAGCUGUUGGAAGACCUCAUUUUCUUUGUGGCCGAUGUGACCAACAACGGACAGGAUGUUCUGGAUGUGGUCAUCACCAAGCCAAACCGGGAACGGCAAAAACUAAUGAGGGAACAGAACAUACUGGCACAGGUGUUUGGGAUCCUUAAAGCGCCUUUCAAGGAGAAGGCUGGAGAAGGUUCAAUGCUGAGGCUGGAGGACCUGGGCGACCAGCGCUAUGCCCCAUACAAGUAUGUGCUGCGCCUCUGCUACCGCGUGCUGCGACAUUCUCAGCAGGACUACAGGAAGAACCAGGAAUACAUCGCUAAGAACUUCUGCGUCAUGCAGUCUCAGAUUGGCUACGAUAUUUUGGCAGAAGAUACGAUCACAGCCUUGUUACACAACAACCGCAAACUAUUGGAGAAACACAUCACGGCCAAAGAGAUCGAGACCUUCGUCAGCUUGCUCAGGAGGAACCGGGAGCCGAGGUUUCUGGACUAUUUGUCUGAUCUGUGUGUGUCCAACAGCACGGCCAUCCCAGUCACACAGGAACUCAUCUGCAAGUUCAUGCUAAGCCCUGGCAACGCAGACAUCCUCAUUCAGACGAAGCUGGUGUCCAUGCAAGUGGAGAACCCCAUGGAGAGUUCCAUCCUUCCCGAUGACGUUGACGACGAGGAGGUUUGGCUUUACUGGAUUGACAGCAACAAGGAGCCUCACGGCAAGGCCAUCAGGCACCUCGCCCAGGAAGCCAGGGAAGGCACCAAAGCGGACCUAGAAGUUCUGACCUAUUACAGGUACCAGCUAAACCUCUUUGCAAGGAUGUGCUUGGACCGCCAGUAUCUGGCCAUCAACCAGAUUUCAACACAGCUGUCUGUAGACCUGAUCCUGCGGUGUGUGUCUGACGAGAGUCUGCCCUUUGACCUCCGAGCAUCUUUCUGCCGACUCAUGCUCCACAUGCACGUUGACCGAGACCCCCAGGAGUCUGUGGUGCCUGUUCGUUAUGCCCGGCUCUGGACCGAAAUCCCCACAAAGAUCACCAUCCAUGAGUAUGACUCCAUCACAGACUCUUCCAGAAAUGACAUGAAGAGGAAGUUUGCCCUGACAAUGGAGUUUGUCGAAGAAUAUUUGAAAGAAGUUGUAAAUCAACCGUUUCCCUUUGGAGACAAAGAGAAAAAUAAACUGACAUUUGAGGUGGUCCACCUGGCUCGGAACCUGAUCUACUUCGGAUUCUACAGCUUCAGCGAGUUGUUGCGGCUGACAAGAACCCUGCUGGCCAUCCUGGACAUUGUCCAGGCCCCCAUGUCCUCGUAUUUUGAAAGAUUAAGCAAGUUUCAAGAUGGAAGCAACAAUGUCAUGAGGACCAUCCACGGGGUGGGAGAGAUGAUGACACAGAUGGUCCUCAGCAGAGGCUCCAUCUUUCCAGUGAGUGUGCCCGAUGCACAGCCCAGCGUCCACCCCAGCAAGCAGGCGAGCCCCGGCGAGCAGGAGGAUGUGACGGUGAUGGACACCAAGCUGAAGGUUAUCGAGAUUUUACAGUUCAUCCUGAGCGUCAGGCUGGACUACCGGAUCUCUUACAUGCUGUCCAUAUACAAGAAGGAAUUUGGGGAGAACAAUGACAACGGUGACCCCUCCGCCAGCGGCACCCCGGACACACUGCUACCGUCAGCUCUUGUCCCUGACAUCGACGAGAUUGCAGCUCAGGCAGAAACUAUGUUUGCUGGAAGAAAAGAAAAAACUCCAGUUCAGCUCGAUGAUGAAGGAGGCAGGACGUUCUUACGAGUCCUCAUCCACCUGAUCAUGCAUGACUACGCUCCGCUGCUGUCAGGAGCCCUGCAGCUGCUGUUCAAGCACUUCAGCCAGAGAGCAGAAGUGCUCCAGGCCUUUAAACAGGUGCAGUUACUGGUGUCGAACCAAGAUGUUGAUAACUACAAGCAGAUCAAGGCCGACCUCGACCAACUUCGGCUGACGGUGGAGAAAUCGGAACUGUGGGUGGAGAAGAGCGGCAACUAUGAGAACGGAGACAUGGGCGAGGGCCAGGCCAAAGGAGGCGAAGAGGCAAAUGAGGAAUCCAACCUCCUGAGCCCAGUGCAGGACGGCACGAAGACUCCUCAGAUCGACAGCAACAAGGGCAACAACUACCGGAUCGUCAAGGAGAUCUUGAUCAGGCUGAGUAAGCUCUGUGUGCAGAACAAGAAAUGUCGUAAUCAACACCAACGGUUGCUGAAAAACAUGGGGGCCCACUCUGUGGUGCUGGACCUUCUGCAGAUCCCCUACGAGAAGACCGACGAGAAGAUGAACGAGGUGAUGGACUUAGCCCACACCUUCCUGCAGAACUUCUGCCGCGGGAACCCGCAGAAUCAAGUUCUCCUUCACAAGCAUCUCAGUCUGUUCCUAACUCCUGGACUCCUCGAGGCAGAAACCAUGCGGCAUAUCUUCAUGAACAAUUAUCACCUGUGCAACGAGAUCAGCGAGAGGGUGGUCCAGCACUUCGUGCACUGCAUUGAGACACACGGCCGCCAUGUGGAGUACCUGAGGUUCCUGCAGACGAUCGUGAAAGCAGAUGGCAAAUAUGUGAAGAAAUGCCAGGACAUGGUGAUGACCGAGCUGAUCAAUGGGGGUGAAGAUGUGCUGAUAUUCUACAAUGACAGAGCGUCGUUUCCCAUCCUCCUCAACAUGAUGUGCUCCGAGAGAGCCCGUGGGGACGAGAGCGGGCCCCUGGCCUACCAUAUCACCCUUGUGGAGUUGCUGGCGGCGUGCACCGAGGGGAAGAACGUCUACACGGAAAUCAAGUGCAAUUCUCUCUUGCCUCUGGACGACAUAGUGAGGGUGGUGACACAUGAUGACUGCAUUCCUGAGGUUAAAAUCGCGUACGUGAACUUUGUCAACCAUUGUUACGUUGACACUGAAGUGGAGAUGAAGGAAAUCUAUACAAGUAACCACAUUUGGAAGUUAUUUGAGAAUUUCUUGGUGGAUAUGGCGAGGGUCUGUAACACCACCACAGACAGGAAACACGCAGACACCUUUCUGGAGAGGUGUGUGACAGAGUCAGUCAUGAACAUCGUGAGCGGCUUCUUCAACUCGCCAUUUUCGGAUAACAGUACCAGCCUCCAGACCCACCAGCCGGUCUUCAUCCAGCUGCUGCAAUCUGCCUUCAGAAUUUACAACUGCACCUGGCCCAACCCAGCCCAGAAAGCCUCGGUGGAAUCCUGUAUCAGAGCCCUGGCUGAAGUGGCCAAAAACCGUGGGAUUGCAAUCCCGGUCGAUUUGGACAGCCAGGUCAACACGCUGUUCAUGAAGAACCACUCAAGUACAGUGCAGAGAGCAGCCAUGGGCUGGAGACUCUCAGCUCGCUCUGGACCUCGCUUCAAGGAGGCUCUUGGAGGGCCAGCAUGGGAUUACAGAAAUAUUAUUGAAAAGUUACAGGAUGUCGUGGCCUCCCUGGAACAGCAGUUCAGCCCCAUGAUGCAGGCCGAGUUCUCCGUGCUUGUGGAUGUACUGUACAGUCCAGAGCUACUGUUCCCAGAGGGAAGCGAUGCCAGGAUAAGAUGUGGUGCCUUCAUGUCCAAGCUGAUCAAUCACACAAAGAAACUGAUGGAGAAAGAAGAAAAGCUGUGCAUUAAGAUUCUGCAGACGUUACGGGAGAUGCUGGAGAAGAAGGACAGCUUCAUGGAAGAGGGUAGCACAUUACGGAGAAUACUCCUGAAUCGGUACUUCAAGGGUGACCAUAGCAUUGGUGUGAACGGACCUCUGUCAGGAGCCUAUGCCAAGACAGCGCAAGUGGGAGGAGGCUUCUCUGGACAGGAUUCAGAUAAGACGGGGAUUUCUAUGUCCGAUAUCCAGUGUUUGCUGGACAAAGAAGGAGCAUCCGAACUUGUCAUUGACGUCAUUGUGAACACCAAAAACGACAGGAUCUUUUCCGAAGGCAUCUUGCUUGGCAUUGCCCUGCUGGAGGGAGGGAACACACAAAACCAGAGUUCUUUCUACCAGCAGUUGCAUGAACAAAAAAAGUCAGAGAAAUUCUUCAAAGUCCUUUAUGAUCGGAUGAAGGCUGCUCAGAAAGAGAUCAGAUCCACGGUGACUGUCAACACCAUAGACUUAGGGAGCAAGAAGAGAGACGAGGAGAGUGACCUCAUGGCCCUGGGCCCUCGGAUGAGAGUAAGAGACUCAUCGCUACAUUUGAAAGAGGGAAUGAAAGGGCAGUUAACGGAGGCCUCUUCUGCCACAUCCAAAGCAUAUUGUGUGUACAGAAGAGAAAUGGACCCAGAAAUAGACAUGAUGUGCCCGGGACAGGAAGUGGGAAGUGCAGAGGAAAAGUCUGCAGAGGAAGUUACCAUGAGUCCGGCCAUCACCAUCAUGAGGCCCAUCCUCAGGUUCCUGCAGUUACUGUGUGAGAAUCACAACCGGGAGCUUCAGAACUUCUUGAGGAACCAGAACAACAAAACAAACUACAACCUUGUCUGUGAAACGCUUCAGUUUCUGGACUGCAUCUGCGGAAGUACCACAGGGGGCCUAGGCCUGCUGGGGCUCUACAUCAAUGAGAAGAACGUAGCUCUGGUCAACCAGACUCUGGAGAGCUUGACCGAGUACUGCCAGGGCCCGUGCCAUGAGAACCAGACCUGCAUUGCCACUCAUGAAUCGAAUGGAAUUGAUAUCAUCAUCGCCUUGAUUCUUAAUGACAUCAACCCUCUGGGCAAGUACAGAAUGGACUUGGUGCUGCAGCUGAAGAACAAUGCCUCCAAGCUUCUGCUGGCCAUCACGGAGAGCAGACACGACAGCGAGAAUGCAGAGAGAAUUCUCUUCAACAUGAGACCCAAGGAACUGGUGGAUGUCAUGAAGAAUGCCUAUAACCAAGGCCUGGAAUGUGACCACGGGGGUGAGGACGGAGGGGAUGAUGGUGUUUCUCCAAAAGACGUUGGACACAACAUCUACAUUCUGGCCCAUCAGUUGGCCCGCCACAAUAAGCUGCUGCAGCAGAUGCUCAAGCCUGGAUCCGACCCCGAGGAAGGGGAUGAAGCCUUGAAGUAUUACGCCAACCACACCGCGCAGAUCGAGAUUGUGCGGCAUGACCGGACUAUGGAGCAGAUUGUUUUCCCCGUCCCCAAUAUCUGCGAAUUCCUCACUCGGGAAUCCAAGUACCGAGUGUUCAACACAACGGAGAGGGAUGAGCAAGGAAGCAAGGUGAACGACUUCUUCCAGCAAACGGAAGAUCUCUACAAUGAGAUGAAAUGGCAAAAGAAGAUCAGAAACAACCCCGCCCUGUUCUGGUUCUCCAGGCACAUCUCCCUCUGGGGGAGCAUCUCCUUCAACCUGGCUGUGUUCAUCAACCUGGCUGUGGCUCUCUUCUACCCAUUCGGGGAUGACGGUGAUGAAGGUACGCUGUCCCCACUGUUCUCAGCCCUCCUUUGGGUAGCAGUGGCAAUCUGCACAUCAAUGCUGUUCUUCUUUUCCAAGCCCGUGGGCAUACGGCCAUUUCUUGUGUCUGUCAUGCUCAGAUCAAUAUACACCAUCGGUCUGGGGCCAACGCUAAUACUUCUUGGUGCUGCCAAUCUAUGUAAUAAAAUCGUGUUCCUGGUGAGUUUUGUGGGAAACCGAGGCACGUUCACCAGAGGCUACCGAGCAGUCAUUCUGGACAUGGCCUUCCUCUACCACGUGGCCUAUGUCCUGGUCUGCAUGCUUGGCCUCUUCGUCCAUGAGUUCUUCUACAGCUUCCUGCUUUUUGAUUUGGUGUACAGAGAAGAGACCCUGCUGAACGUCAUCAAAAGCGUCACACGGAACGGCCGUUCCAUCAUCCUGACCGCGGUCUUGGCGCUUAUCCUUGUCUACCUGUUCUCCAUCAUCGGCUUCCUUUUCUUAAAAGAUGACUUCACCAUGGAGGUGGACAGACUGAAAAACAGAACUCCAGUCACAGGUAAUCACGAGGUUCCCACUAUGACCUUACCUUCCGUGACGGGAACCUGCCAGAAGGAAAACUGCUCACCCACGAUCCCCUCUCUGAACACAGCCGAUGAGGGAAGUGAGGACGGCAUCGAAAGGACCUGUGACACCCUGCUCAUGUGCAUUGUCACCGUGCUGAACCAGGGCCUCAGGAAUGGCGGCGGAGUUGGGGAUGUGCUGAGACGGCCCUCGAAGGAUGAGCCCUUGUUUGCUGCUCGUGUGGUCUACGACCUCCUGUUCUUCUUCAUUGUCAUCAUCAUCGUCCUUAACCUGAUCUUUGGUGUGAUCAUUGACACUUUUGCUGACCUCAGAAGUGAGAAGCAGAAGAAAGAAGAAAUUCUCAAGACAACCUGCUUCAUCUGUGGCCUGGAGAGGGACAAGUUUGAUAACAAGACAGUGUCCUUUGAGGAGCACAUCAAGUCAGAACACAACAUGUGGCAUUACUUGUACUUCAUCGUCCUGGUGAAGGUGAAGGACCCGACAGAAUACACAGGGCCUGAGAGCUACGUGGCUCAGAUGAUCAUGGAGAAGAAUUUGGACUGGUUUCCUCGGAUGCGAGCCAUGUCGCUCGUCAGCAAUGAAGGUGACAGUGAGCAAAAUGAGAUCCGGAACCUGCAGGAGAAGCUGGAGUCUACCAUGAGUCUGGUGAAGCAGCUGUCAGGGCAGCUGGCGGAGCUGAAGGAGCAGAUGACAGAACAAAGGAAAAACAAGCAAAGGCUGGGCUUCCUCGGAUCAAACACACCCCAUGUGAACCAUCACAUGCCACCGCACUGACACCACGGGGGCACGCCGUGACCAGCCUUUCAUCAGAUGCCUGCCUCACCACGGAGGGACGGAGAUGGAGGGGAGCGAACAGUGGCUAUUGUUGAAAAGCUAAAAACAACCAAGUGCCAAGAUGCUGAGCCAUUUAGCUCCCAGAACAAUCUGUAACUGUGUUUGCACGCUUGAGAAGAUUCAAGCUUAGGGGGAAAAAAAAGAAAAAA